This is a messenger RNA of Filobasidium floriforme, 2978 nucleotides long. RefSeq names its product putative DNA ligase. Gene Ontology annotation, molecular function: ATP binding; DNA binding; DNA ligase (ATP) activity. Lineage: Eukaryota; Fungi; Basidiomycota; Tremellomycetes; Filobasidiales; Filobasidiaceae. Gene Ontology annotation, cellular component: nucleus; mitochondrion. The record is from RefSeq and is a predicted model, not a curated record. Bases 76 to 2709 code for a protein of 877 amino acids. The transcript is spliced from 15 exons. Gene Ontology annotation, biological process: lagging strand elongation; Okazaki fragment processing involved in mitotic DNA replication; DNA biosynthetic process.
UGUCCGCUAGUAGCUAGUAGGUAGCUCAAAGUUCGAAAAUCAUUGCAUCAGCAUAUCGGAAUCAACUUUCCAACCAUGGGCAAACAAUCCACGCUGGGCAAGUUUUUCGAGCUGCCGAAGGGCACCCCCGCUCCUCCGAAACAACAAGCAGAUCUCAAGAGCAUGUGGGCACCCAAGCCCGCCAAGAAGGAGGAGGCAUCGGGGAGUUCGAGUACUAGCAAGGUCAAGUCAGAUUCGUCGAGCGAUAAGAAGCCUUCGUUGAUCAAAAAGCGUCAUAUCGUUACGUCCGAGGACGAAGAGGGCGAGCAGACGGCCGGCUCUUCCAAGACGUCCAAAGAGCCCGAACAGAAGAAGGCCAGGAUCGGAGUGGGCGAGACGAUCGAGGAGAUGGCACAGGAUCUACAAGACAUCGCUGCAGAACAGCUCAAGGACAUCAAGCCAGCUCCGGCUUCCGGAACAGCCGAUUCUGGCGGAUCGUCCUCGGCAGAGAUUGCGAAGAGAUCCAAGAAGAACUCUCCACCCCCGACUUCUGCUGUUGCCACAAACAGCAAGGCGAAGCCACCCUCCAUUGCCGGAAAACCGACCAAUAAGGGAAAGGGCAAAGCGAAGAUCGACCCGGAUGAUGACGAAGAAGAAGAAGAGACACAUAACUUGGACGAGGACGUCAACAUGGAUUCUCCAGGAGAUGCCGAUGAAGGCGAAGAUGAUGAUCAGAAAGAAGAGGCCGACAAGAAGGAGAUGAAUGAGGCUGCUAUGAAGCUGGCUUCGACAUAUGCGGGGACGUUGGACAGCGUGACAAAAGAUGCAUCUCAGUGGAAGGAAGGCGCUCCAGUGCCAUACUCGGCUUUGACCGAUUGCUUUGAUCAGAUUGACCAAACCACCAAACGACUUCUCAUCUCGAAUUACCUCACUCAAUUCCUGCUCAAAGUUGCUAUGAAUCCUGGUCAGAAUGGAGAAGAUCUGAAACGUGUCGUGUACUUGUGCAUCAAUCGCCUUUGUCCGGAUUACAUGGGUAUUGAACUAGGAAUCGGAGAAUCGUUAAUCAUCAAAGCCAUUGCGCAGAGUACCGGAAGGAAGCCGGCCGAUAUCAAAGCCGACCUGUUGAAAGUGGGAGACCUGGGUUUAGUGGCAGAACAAUCUAAAGGAAGACAGAUGACGCUAGCAAAACCCAAACCGCUCACAGUUGCUUUCGUGUUCAAGACGCUGGAAGAUAUCGCCAAAACGACUGGAGCUCAAUCGCAAAAUCGGAAAGUUGGGUUCAUCCAGAAGAUCCUCACCUCAUGUCAGGGAUCAGAAACUCGUUUUAUCAUCCGAUCACUAGAAGGCAAACUUCGAAUCGGCUUGGCAGAGAAGACUCUGGUCACUGCUCUGGCGCAUGCGAUUGUUCUGAAAGAGUUUGGCAAGAUGAAAAAGAACGUCUCCCAGUCAGAUCUCGCAGAGAAGCUGGCGAGAGGGAAUGAGAUCGUCAAACAGGUUUACAGCGAAUUGCCAAACUACGAUAUAAUUGUGCCCGCCUUGCUCGCUCACGGUGUCGACGGCUUGCGAGCUGCAUGCAAACUGACUCCUGGCGUACCGCUGAAACCAAUGCUGGCUAAGCCGACCAAGGCCAUUGGAGAGGUUCUGGAUCGGUUCGAGGGCAAGGAGUUCACCUGUGAAUACAAGUACGACGGAGAGAGAGCCCAGGUCCACCUGCUGGAGAACGGGGAAAUCGUGGUGUUCAGUCGGAACAGUGAGAAUAUGAGCGCAAAAUAUCCUGAUUUGAUCGAGUCGGUACCGAAGUGGGUGGGACCAGAAGUUAAAUCUUUCGUAAUCGACAGCGAGGCCGUGGCAUACGAUUUGCAAACCAAGAAAUUGCUUCCCUUCCAAGACUUGAGUCGACGCAAGAGGAAAGACGUCAGGACCGAAGACAUCACUGUCAGGGUGCACGUUUUUGCUUUCGAUUUGCUGUACUUGAACGGCGAAUCUCUGUUGACGAAGGAAUUGAAGGAUCGACGGGCGCUUUUGCAAAAGCACUUCAAGCUCGUUGAAGGAGAGUUUGGCUUCGCGAAGAGCUCCGAUGGAAACUCGAGCGAUCAGAUCGCCGAAUUCCUGGACGAAAGCAUCAAGGACGGAUGUGAAGGAUUGAUGGUCAAGAGAUUGACUACGGGUGAUUCUACCUACGAACCGAGUCGAAGGUCGAUCAAUUGGUUGAAGCUCAAGAAGGAUUAUCUUAGCGGUGUCGGAGACAGCAUGGAUCUAUGUGUAGUUGGGGGAUAUUACGGCAAGGGUAAACGAACGAACGUCUAUGGGGCCUUGCUGUUGGCCUGCUUCGACGAGGACUCUGAGCAGUGGCAGACCGCAACGAAGAUCGGUACGGGAUUCUCGGAACAACAACUCGUGGAGCUAUACGAUCUCUUGAAGCCCCUCGAACUGACUGUGAAGAGGGGAGACGUUCUGGCGGAUCCCUCGAAGCCUCCCGAUGUAUGGUUCGAACCCAAGGUCGUCAUGGAAGUUUUGUGUGCCGAUCUCAGUCUGAGCCCCAUCUACAAGGCGGCCCAAGGUCUUCAGGGCGAGAAAGGAAUCAGUCUUCGAUUCCCUCGUUUCAUCAGACUUCGAGACGACAAGGACGCCGACGAUAUCACCAGCGCUGAACAGGUUUCCGAAUUUUACGAGAAUCAGGUCUUGGCUGGAGGCAAGAAGACUGAUGGAGGGGGUGGGGACGACUGGUAAAUUCCAGCUAUCAAAGACUGCCACCCGGUUCUUCACGUACAUCCAGCCGCCAGACUCUCUUUUCUUUUACGAUAGCCAGCACGAACAGGCUCAUGUCGCAUGUCGACCCUGUCAUUAUGCCAGAGCGAAAUACCAACGAGCGGCCUCGCGCGGUCCCGAAUGCCACGAGAAAGCGCAUCCGCGCUUCCCAAAUUAUCAAAGCUAGAUGGGAGACCUUGGCAGAGAUUAGAUCACUUUGAACGCCUCGAUGAUGGUCUACAAACUGCCUU